UUCCACGUCAGUCAGCGUGUGAAGGCAGAGGGAGAGGAGGGAAGUGCCAUAGGGCACAUUAAAAAGCUACUUUUCUGUCUUGACUUGGAGAGCAGUUGCUGCUGCUGUUCACAAACUUCAUCUACGAUGUCCUUGCAAAACAGGUCCUCCAAGACACGGCAGCGUACUAUCCUUUUAGUGAUCAUCAUGGUCCUGAUAGUGACAAUUGUUGCUGUGCUGGCCGCUGUGCUGCUGGCAAACGGAACGAAAGAGACUAGCAUGCAGCUGCUACAGUGGAAAGGCAGAGGGACCACUAAAAAUCUGCAAGAAGUCAUCCUUGGGAGGUGUUAUAAUUACAUCACAACAGUGAACCCUGAGCUGAGAGACAAAGAUUGCCAAAACAUAUGGGAAACAAUGCAAAAGGCGUUUAUUUACAAGAACCCAUGUAAUAUUACAACAGAAGAUUAUCAGCCAUUACUGGAUUUGGCAAGUCAUCCUAUCCCCUGUAACAAGUCAUUAUUCUGGAGCAAGACAAGUGACCUUGUUCAUCGUUAUACAAAAACCAAUCACCAUUUCCUCACUUUGGAGGACACCUUGCUGGGCUAUAUGGCUGAUGGAGUCUCAUGGUGUGGAAACCCUUCUAGUCCAGGAAUUAACUAUGAAUCUUGUCCAAAAUGGAGUGAAUGCGAGAGCAACCCUAGUUCUGUGUACUGGAAAAUGGCAUCCAAGAUGUUUGCAGAAGCAGCAUGUGGUGUGGUUCAGGUGAUGCUCAAUGGAUCAAUAGAAGCUGGAGCAUUCAGAAGUAACAGUGAGUCCUGCACGGGUCGCUCCAUAACAAGGUUAAAAAGCAUCUUAGAGGAACGAAACUUGCGUGUCUCCUGUGAGGACAAUUAUAGGCCAGUUCAGCUGCUUCAGUGUGCAAGUGAUCCUGACCAUGCAGACUGCAGACUUUGCACCAAUAAUGUACAGUGAAACACACAAUACUCCACAUUGCUUAAAUCAUUCCUUAACUGUGUGUAAUACUGAACAAGAAUAUGUAUAUACUGUAUAGAGUACUAUACAGUAUAAAUGUGUAUAGAAACACUGUAUGUUACCAGAAAACCUUGCUGUGGCUGCAAUACUCAUAGAUGAAUGAAAGGAGAUGAUAUUUUAGGUGUGGUUGCUGUACCCACACACACUUCCAACCUCUUCAGCCUGAGGGACAAAUAUUAUUUCAGAAAGAUCAAUAAGUGUUUUGGGUCAGAUUCUCAGACCUGCUCCCCUCCUUUUAUACAGCACAAGUGGUGCAAAGGGAACAGAAGCCAUCUGCAAGUCCUCGGCUGGGGAUUCCCUGGGGUAGGGAAUACAUAGGGAAGAGCCAGGGCCUGCUCCAGGCGCCAGCUUAGCAAACAGGUGCUUGGGGUGGCCACUCCCAAGAGGGGUGGCACGUCCA
This is a messenger RNA of Chelonoidis abingdonii (Abingdon island giant tortoise), 1411 nucleotides long. It is a transcript of the gene CD38, whose product is annotated as CD38 molecule. Gene Ontology annotation, cellular component: plasma membrane. NCBI's taxonomy places the organism in Eukaryota, Metazoa, Chordata, Testudines, Testudinidae. Gene Ontology annotation, biological process: positive regulation of B cell proliferation. The record is from RefSeq and is a predicted model, not a curated record. Gene Ontology annotation, molecular function: NAD+ nucleosidase activity, cyclic ADP-ribose generating; phosphorus-oxygen lyase activity.